AUGUCCUUUGAACCCAUGCGCAUUGCUGUUCUAGGCGUCGGCCUCAUGGGCGCCGGCAUUGCGAGCCUGCUCGCAGACGCUGGCCACAAUGUCACCGCGUGGGACGUGCGCGCCGACGCCCUUGCCGAGCUCAAGGCCGCGUUCCCGCGCAUUGCAACCACCCCCGAUUUGGCGACGGCAGUCGGCAGCGCGCAAGUGGUGAUGGAGGCCAUUGCCGAGAACCUCGCUGCCAAGCAUGCCGUGUACGCGUCCAUCUCAGCCAUCAACGCGACGUGCAUCGUCGCAUCCAACACGUCCUCGCUCUCCGCGUCCCUCCUGGCGUCCGGCCUGUCGUCUCCCGAACGCUUCGCGAUCGCGCACUUUUUCAACCAUCCACGCAUCGUUCCACUGGUCGAGGUGGUCCCCGCAGAGCACACGAGCGAAGAGACGCUCGAGACCCUGCGCGCGAUGCUCGACCACGCCGGCAAGCUCCCCGUCAUCCUCCGCAAGGAGGUGCCUGGGUUCGUCGCCAACCGCCUGCAGGCCGCAAUGUACCGCGAGGCGUUUGCCUUGGCCGAGGAGGGUGUUGCGAGCUUUGAAGACAUCGACCUCAUCGUGCGCGGCGCUCUGGGCUCGCGCUGGGCCGCGGCUGGACCAAUGACAGUCGUCGACGCCGCGGGGCUGGACAUAUGGCAGGCCGUGAUGACCCAGCUCUACCCUCUGCUCUCGAACGUAACCGAGGCGCCCGCAGCCAUCCGCGAGGCCGUGGAGAGGGGCGAACUCGGCGCCAAGACGGGCAAGGGCCUCUACGGGCACACCAAGGAGCAGGACCAGGCGCUGCGGGAUCGUAUCGGGGAGCACUUCAACCUCGAGUUUCCUGCGGUGCCAAAGUAG
Molecule: messenger RNA, 873 nt
Organism: Apiotrichum porosum
Lineage: Eukaryota; Fungi; Basidiomycota; Tremellomycetes; Trichosporonales; Trichosporonaceae
Exons: 2
Coding region: 1-873 (290 amino acids)
Biological process (GO): fatty acid metabolic process
Molecular function (GO): NAD+ binding; oxidoreductase activity, acting on the CH-OH group of donors, NAD or NADP as acceptor
Source: RefSeq, a predicted model, not a curated record